Messenger RNA from Ipomoea nil (Japanese morning glory), 1916 nucleotides. Its product is annotated as UPF0481 protein At3g47200-like. NCBI's taxonomy places the organism in Eukaryota, Viridiplantae, Streptophyta, Magnoliopsida, Solanales, Convolvulaceae. The coding region runs from base 89 to 1531 and encodes 480 amino acids. The transcript has 2 exons. The record is from RefSeq and is a predicted model, not a curated record.
GGAAGUAGCUAGGUACGUAACUAGCUUAUCGAGCUAAGAAAUUAAUUAAUUAAAGCGAGCGAGCGAGCAUAUAUAUAUAUAUAUAUAUAUGUCGUCAUCUGCAGAAGAUGUAUAUCAAAAUUGGGUGAUAAAGAUAAACGAUGAAUUGGAAGCGGCAAGACGCAGAGAUUCAGAUGUUAAUGCGGAAAAGGAGCAGUGGGGGAAGCGCUCCAUCUACCGAAUCCCUGCGUCAUUCACCGACGUAAACCAGAAAGCAUACAAGCCACAGGCGGUCUCUUUUGGGCCUUAUCAUCACGGCGAGGAACAUUUAAAGCCUAUGGAGGUGCACAAGCACAGGGCAUUGGUUCGGUUCCUGAGAAGGUCAGGAAAACCACUGCAGCAUUAUCUUCAUUCCCUGGAGCCCCUGCUGCAAGAUCUAAAAGACGCCUACGAUACAACAACAACGCACCAAGUAGAAGAAGAUGAGAGGAUUAAUUCUGUAGGCGGCCAAUUCCUGCAACUCAUGAUUCUGGAUGGGUGUUUCAUGCUGGAAAUAUUGCGAACUGGAGCGGGUUCACCUAAGUAUUGUCUAGGAAAAGAUGACUACGCCCCAAAUGAUCCUGUUUUCAGUGAUCAUGGAAAGCUGUACGUGAUUCCACACCUUAGGCGCGACAUGCUGGUGCUUCAGAAUCAGUUGCCAAUGCUUCUUCUUUACACUCUGCAUGCCGUCGCUAACAACGGCCAUAAUAUGCAUGUUGAUGUUGAAGGAAGCGUGGAAUUUAUGAAUGACCUGAUCAUCAAAAUAUGGAAUCCCAAUAAUUUUGAUCCUAAGAAAAAAUUGGGCAAAUGUCUGCACGUGCUGGAUUUGUAUCGGAAGAACUUGCUUUGGGAGCAGGACAAGUACUACCGUAAGCGGCAGAAGAAUGUGAAUAAAAUGAGAGGAGCUCGAGAAGCUGCCCGUCGUCGUCAUGGCCACAAAGCUAGAGGCGGCGAUGACCAGAUUAUCCGAUCCGCGACCGAACUUUACGAAGCGGGCAUUCGAUUCAAGAAGAGCAAAACGCAAAGCCUUGCGGACAUCUCAUUCCGGUCUGGAGUACUGAGGCUUCCUCCCAUUACGGUGGACGAUACCAGCGAAUCCAUGUUCCUAAACCUAAUAGCUUUCGAGAGAUCCCACUUUGGGGCGGGAAACGAGGUCACCUCAUACAUCUCUUUCAUGGAUAACAUCAUUGACAGCAGCAAGGAUGUUAGCCUCCUCCACUCUUCGGGAAUAAUCCAAAACGCGAUUGGAAGUGACAAAGCGGUAGCCAAAUUGUUCAACUCCCUGUCCAAAGAUACAACCAUGGAUCCAGAGAGCAGCCUGGAUUUAGUCCAGAAUAAGGUGAGUGAGUACUGCCAGAAACCAUGGAACGAGUGGCGAGCAAAUCUCAUCCAUACAUACUUCAGGAGUCCAUGGGCUAUACUCUCCGUCAUUGCUGCCAUUUUCCUCUUCGCCCUCACCAUUGUUCAGACCGUCUACACUGUUUUACCCUACUACAACCACUCCAAUUCUUAAACGUACUGCAACCAACAAACGCUAGCAUAGCUGGAACGUACCACCUGAACUGAGCUGAUGACUGAUGAGUGUGUUUUUUUUUCUUUGAGUGUGUGCGUGUUUUUUUCUUUGAGUGUGUGGUUAAGUUCAUGUUAUUCUCUUCAAUCCUUAUCCAUACCACAUAUCCAACAAACUCUACAUUUCAUGAAAAUUAGAACAGAGAAAGCCAAACCCAAUCUCCAAUAUAAUUGGUAUGUUUUUCAAGAAAAGCACAUGCUUCAAUCUCCUUCAGUGUACUGUUUGCGUAUAAUAUCCAGUCCAUGCCAGUAUUUUACCACUACACCAAUCUGGAUCUCUUUCAUGAGAAAUGUAUUUGAAAUUUUAUUAAAUCCGAUUGGUAGCUCAA